This is a messenger RNA of Botrytis deweyae, 1713 nucleotides long. RefSeq lists its product as uncharacterized. The coding region runs from base 1 to 1713 and encodes 570 amino acids. Gene Ontology annotation, cellular component: endoplasmic reticulum; Golgi apparatus. NCBI's taxonomy places the organism in Eukaryota, Fungi, Ascomycota, Leotiomycetes, Helotiales, Sclerotiniaceae. The record is from RefSeq and is a predicted model, not a curated record. The transcript is spliced from 2 exons. Gene Ontology annotation, biological process: phosphoenolpyruvate transmembrane import into Golgi lumen. Gene Ontology annotation, molecular function: antiporter activity; phosphoenolpyruvate transmembrane transporter activity.
AUGCCUCAUUCGACUCGAGGUCCUUCGCCUGGUCGAAUUGCACAAACGAGCUUCAAAUUUCCUGGUGAUACGAAGGCCAGCUCGCGCACAUCCAUGGAGAAGUUUCCAGAUCUCGAUACCUCCGAUACCUUCGAUCAAUAUGAUGGACAACAUCCUCAUAACUCACGAAAGUCCAAUGGAUAUCCCAGUGGUCCUCCUCCACUGGAUCGUUGGCAGGCACAAAGAAAUGGUAGAAUGGGAGGGGAUUCUUGGACAAACGGAGAAUCGAAUAAUGGCAGAGGACACAGAAAACAAAAGAGUUUGAGUGAUGCAUUUAAGACAAUUAAGUCGAGAAAGGGGAGUAUGAGUGCCAAUGUACAUGAAAUUUCGGAUGCCUUAAAGGCUCCAGUCUCUCCUAAAUUAAUUGUCUUAUGUAUAGUAUGGUAUCUUUCAAGUGCCUUGACAAAUACAUCUUCGAAAUCGAUUCUGAAUGCUUUCCCGAAACCUGCGACUCUUACUCUCAUUCAAUUUGCAUUUGUCGCAUUCUAUUGUCUGUUUUUCUCCUGGCUUUCCGCGACUUUUCCACAACUCAAAAAGGCAAUUCCAGCUCUACGACAUGGAAUUCGAUAUCCCACAAGAGAAGUCAUUAUGACUACACUACCUUUAGCGGCUUUCCAAAUCGGUGGUCAUCUUCUAUCUUCCACGGCGACAGCUAAAAUUCCGGUCUCACUAGUUCACACAAUCAAAGGGCUUUCCCCCUUAUUCACAGUGGUCGCAUAUCGACUUAUAUAUAAUAUUCGUUAUCCAGUGGCUACAUAUCUCUCCCUCGUUCCUCUCACACUCGGUGUCAUGCUCGCCUGUUCCGCAGAAUUUAGAGGAAAUAUAUUUGGUAUAAUCUACGCUUUCCUCGCAGCCAUAAUAUUUGUCACCCAAAAUAUAUUCUCCAAAAGGCUCUUCAAUGAAGCCGCAAUCGCAGAAGCAGCAGGUCAACCGCGUACCAAUAAAUUAGAUAAGCUCAAUCUCCUCUGCUACUCGUCGGGGCUCGCUUUCCUUGUUACAUCACCUAUCUGGUUCUGGUCAGAAGGUAUCACUCUCUUAGGUGAUUUCUUUCACGAUGGAUCUCUUGAUUUGAGUUCCCACCCCGAAGCCUUCGACCACGGACGUCUAGCCCUCGAAUUUGUUUUCAACGGAACAUUCCACUUUGGUCAAAACAUCAUCGCAUUCGUUCUCCUUAGCAUGGUUUCUCCCGUCACCUAUUCUGUUGCCUCUCUCAUAAAACGUGUCUUCGUCGUUGUAAUCGCUAUAAUCUGGUUCCAAAACCCUACAACCAAAAUUCAAGGUCUGGGCAUUGCCCUCACAUUCUUCGGUCUCUACCUCUAUGACCGGACCAAGGGUUCCAACAAAGCAGACCGCAAAGCCAAAAUGUUAAAUAUUAAAGAAGAAUCUCUUCUCCCUCUAAACACAACCUCCGGUAGACUCACACCCGACACUCAAGCCCAAGUCCUCUUUGAAUCUCCAAUCCAAGCACGAGGUGGAGGAUACUCAUUGUCGUCUGGAAAUUCGGAUAACAAGAGAUCAGAUGACAAUUCAUUUGACAGAAAUGGGAGGCUGAGGGGUAGUAGUAAUGCUUCUUGGCUACCGCCUGGAACGAAACAGGAGGAUACUUGGAAACCCAGAGAGAUUAUCGCGAAUGGACCUGGGAACGGGAAUGGAAAUGGAAUUUCUGUCAACUAG